AUGCAUGCGGUGGAGGACGUGGAGGCCUCGCUGCAGAAGGACGGCCAGGGCGGCUUCACCAACUCCUCCUCUGCCAACAUCGUCCUUUACGUCGGCCUGGGCAUGAUCGCCAUCGGACUCAUCAUCACGUUCGUCGGGCUCGGCGAACGAGGGUUUCAGACGGACGAGCUGAAGCUGAUCGGCCCCAGUCUGAUCGGGUCCGGUCUGCUGUUCUGUCUGCUGCGGAUAUUCUCCUGCACAAUCAGCGCCUAUCGGUGCUGUCGGUGCUGCCGCUGCUGUCGUGGCAACGAGGAAGAAUCUCAGCUGAUCAGUCCCAAGCCGAGCAGAGUGCACAAGUCGGCCGGCGCUGUGACACGCCCGUCGGUCCACCCCAACUUUAUCAGUGACGGCGAGGAGUCAGAUGCCGCCGUGCUGGAGACUGAUACAGAUGGGGACACCAGUCACGUGCCGGUGCUGCCACCCAUCAGGGGCGGCAGGAGUGUCGGCUCCGGCGCCACCGCCCCCAACUCGGCAGAGGUGCUGCUUGACCCGCAGGGUCUGGAUCGACCACACUCCCGAGGGAGCGUAAUGGGGCCUCUGACACCACGAAGAAAGGAGAGCACCUCGUCACAGAUCGAACACGAAAUCGAUGACCUCAUCAAGUGAUGACGAAAGAAGAGAAAAUUGUUCCUCGAAGCUGAAAGAUAUACACCGUUUUGGCAAGAAAUGGACUUGUUGCACGGUGAAUUAUUAUAUUUCGAGCUAUCAGAUGAUCAGACUGGAUUGGAUCAGAGGAAGAUUGAUCAGGAAGGAUUCCAAUCUCGGGGCUAUCUGAGGAUUCGUGCUGGUGUUCAAAGCGACUGAACCUCUAGUGACUGACUCCAGAGACUCUCGUGGUGUGCUAUAUUGUGAUAAUGUGUUGGAGGUGUUACGAAAUUCUGGGCAUCAGCCUGAUAUUCUGCUACAAAGCAGACUUACAGAGUGUUUACUGAACUAGAUGUGAUGCACUGGGACGAAUUUAUCGAUCCGCUACACAGGAUCUCAAGUGAGCUGAAGUCGAUCUUUUCAGUGGAUGGACAUGACAUGCCUUCGCUAAACGGGACAUCAGACUAUUCCACCGGUUAAGUGACUAGUGGCAUCAGAUAAGCGGUGGAGAUCGAACUAUGU
This is a messenger RNA of Amphibalanus amphitrite, 1146 nucleotides long. RefSeq lists its product as uncharacterized. The transcript is spliced from 6 exons. Bases 1 to 645 code for a protein of 214 amino acids. Lineage: Eukaryota; Metazoa; Arthropoda; Thecostraca; Balanomorpha; Balanidae. The record is from RefSeq and is a predicted model, not a curated record.